AUGACGAGGAACCUUGCGAAACCCACCAUCACGUCGCCCGGGUUUCUGGUCUGCCGCUACAACAAGGACGGCGACGACGAGGAGAAGGACAACCGCGGCCGCUCCGGAUACAACAAGGACGGCGAUGACGAUGACGAGGGCCAGAACAAGGGCCGCUCCGGCUACAACAAGGAUGGCGACGACGAGGAGGACAAAUAA
Colletotrichum abscissum is the source of this 198-nucleotide messenger RNA. RefSeq lists its product as uncharacterized. The transcript has 2 exons. The record is from RefSeq and is a predicted model, not a curated record. Bases 1 to 198 code for a protein of 65 amino acids. NCBI's taxonomy places the organism in Eukaryota, Fungi, Ascomycota, Sordariomycetes, Glomerellales, Glomerellaceae.